Messenger RNA from Ruditapes philippinarum (Manila clam), 2415 nucleotides. RefSeq lists its product as uncharacterized. The transcript is spliced from 3 exons. Bases 1 to 2415 code for a protein of 804 amino acids. Lineage: Eukaryota; Metazoa; Mollusca; Bivalvia; Venerida; Veneridae. The record is from RefSeq and is a predicted model, not a curated record.
AUGGCUAACAUUUCGAAUUCUGAUGAUCACGUCAAUAAGAUAAACACACAAAGUGAGCAAAAUAAUCAUAGAGUGUGUAAUUCUCAGAUAUUUCAAACCCCUGGUAAUGGAAGUUAUAUCAUGCCUCCAGUUUAUCCUGUGUCGCAAUAUAUGAUGAACCCUGGAUCGCCAGUUAUGAACCCCACACAAAAUAUUGCUGGUCCAUCAAAUAAUGAUGUAUUACAGUCCUUAGGAAAUGUGAUGUCUAAAUUGCAAGCUAUAGAGUCUAAGUUAGGAAAGUUAGAUUCUAUUCAGCUUUCUGUUGAAGAACUGACGACCAGAUUAAAUUCCAUGUACUUAAAGAUCAAUGAAAUAGACUCAAGUCAAAAGUUUAUCAGUUGUCAAUAUGAUGAUAUUUUGAAGUCAACAGUCUCAAAUAAGUCAGUAAUCGACACUUUACAGUCAGAGGUUCGAGCUUUAAGCAUGGAAAAUGCAUCAUUACGGACUGAAAGGGAGGUAAUAAAAGGGGAUGUUCUGGACCUAAAAUGCCGUUCAAUGCGCGAUAAUAUGAUGUUUUACGGGAUUUCAGAAGGUUCGUCUCUGGGUAUCCAGUCCCAACCUACACAAAACGGCAACGCAAGCACUUCCGGCGAAGGUCAACACCACUCAGAUGAUAUUCGGUCUAUUAGUGAAACUUUGCAUGAUGUUCACGGAGUUUUAUAUUCCCAUACAGUAGCAACAAAUCCUCAAAAUAUGAAUAUGCAACACAAGCCUAGCUUGAAUCCAAAUGCAGAUAGCUUCCAGCAACAGAAAAAUACAAAUUCUGUUGAUAAUAAUAUCAAGGGUGAAAUUAGAAAUUGUUACCUGCACACUGACAGUAAUAGAAAUAUGACUUCAAAUUACCUUCAACAAGCUAGAGAGACAUUAUAUUUACAGCCCCAACCAUAUCUGACCAAACCAUCUGAACCAUCUGAACAAUCCCAGCCAGAAUCCAGCCAAAUGCCAAACCAUAUGUACCAAAUAAGACCAAUGCAAACAUAUGUAACUGGUUAUAUGAGUAUGAAUAAUAGCACAGAAACACUGGACACAAGUGUUACUAAUCCGGAUGAAAACCAUAUACAUAUAAAUCAAAACAAUAUAUCACAUAAUACACAGAUGGAGGAUGCACCACACUGGGUCAAAAUAAUGAUGACUGAAAUGGACAACCAAUUUAAAAUGAUACACUCACAAUUUGAAAUUCAAAACAAGAACUGGAAAACAAUUGAAGAAUCUAUGGAAAAGCAAAACAGUAGAAUAACAAAUAUUGAACAUAGAAUACAAAAGUUUGAAACAAUAGAAACAAGUGUAAAAUCAAUGACAACACAAAUUGACUCCAUGAACAUAGAAUUAAAUAAAAAUAAGAUGAAACUGAAUGAUGUAGAAGAAGCAAUUCAAUAUACUGAUGAUAUUUGCCAAACAAUAAACUCUAGCAGUGAUUCAAAACAAGAACAAAUAGAUACUCUUUCUGAAAACUUAAAAAAAAUGAAAAUAGAAACAAUGACUAUAAAAAGACAACAGGAGGAAGACCAUGAAAAGAUAUUAGAUAUCCAGACAAGAAGCAUGCAAAAUAACUUAUUAUUCAUGGGUAUUGAAGAACCAAUUCUAGAAAGUGGUCAAGUAGAAGAAACAGAAGAAACACUCACUGCCUUUCUUGAUGAACAUAUGAAUUUCAGAAAAACUUUUGAAUAUCAAGCUGUCCAUAGAAUAGGGGAAAAAACAAAUAACCCAGAAAGGCCAAGGCCAAUAGUUGCAAAUUUUGUUAAUAGAAAAGAUAGAAAUAGAGUUAAAUAUUCAGGAAACUUGUUAAAAGAUACAAGAUUUAGUGUGGUUGAACAAUUCCCAAGAGAAAUUGAGGAGAGGAGAAAGAGACUAUAUCCGGUGAUGAGAAAAGCAAAAGAAAAUAAGCAAAAUAAAACCAAAAAAUAUGACAGACAUUAUCAAACAACACCUAGACAAAAUAUUAAAACUUCAAACAGGUUUGGAGCACUGUCAUUUGUGAAUGAAAAUGAAUGGCCACCAAUAAACAUAAACAGGGAAAAGAAGAAAGCUACAUCACAAUUAGAUAUGGAAGUUACCUUUAAAAAGAGUAGAGAAAAUAUAAAGCAUGGAAAUCUAAACUCAGAUAGUUCAGAUAGUGAAAACAGUGUGAUUGAAAUGCAUGCAACAAAUGUAAAAACAAAAAAUGCUAAAAGUGUGUUCCAAAUAGAUCAACAAUAUGCACAUACAACAACAGAUACACAAUCAGGUAACAUAAGUCAUAGCAACAAAAAAGGAAUAUCUACACAAGCAUCAACAGUGAACAAAAGAAUUGAAGAAUCAGAAUCAACAAGAGUACAACAGAAAGAGAAUACUUCAAACAAUCACAAUGAUACAGAUAACAUAAACAUAAACCUCUAG